AAGCUGCCUCACUGCGCCUUUCUGCUCCUCCCGCCCCGAGCUCUAGCUGGGGCCUCUAGUACAGUUCCUGCGCCUGCCCCGAGGCUGAGCCCGCAGCGGCUUCGCCAAAAUGUCCCAGCCCGGACCGAAGCCCGCCGCCUCUCCCAGGACCCGCCGGGCCGCCGCAGCCCGCCACACCCAGGAGCAUGCUACUGAAAAGAAUACGGAAUCGUCUUCGAAAUCAGGAGAAAAGAAAGGAUCAGAGGAGAAAAAAGCAGCAAGGUUGGGGAGCAGUCAGCCUUCCAGAGCCCAUGCUGGUGGAGCUGCCACAGCCACCAAGGUGCCAGCUCCCUCUGCUGCAGCCAGCAAGUUUCCCAGUAUGAGCACCACAGAACCGAAGGCCAUUCCAGUCUGCAAACAGAUGGAGGGACCACACCCACCUGACAAGAAAAGGCACAGAAAGCAGGCUAUGAAAACAGAGUCUGAGAAGUCACAAUCAAGUAAGCUGCAUGUGGCUCAUGAGAAAAAGUCUCAAGAAAGAAAGCCAAAGGAAAGCUCAGAGCCCCCAAACCUUCCCAAGCAUGCUUCAGGUGCAGGAAGUGAGCAUGCUCAUAAAGAAAAGGCAGUUUCCAGAUCAAAUGAGAAGAUGGUGUCAGAGAAAUCAACAGAACCAAAGACAAAAGCACAAGAUGCUCCUUCUGCUGCUGGAGGGAGUGUGGUUUCUGGUGUGACUGUGGCUGCAGCAUCAGACAAAGUGGAUGGCAAGGAGAAAGAAAAGAAAUCAUUAACGCCAGCUUCACAAGUGGAGUCCAAACUAAACAAGCCAUCUGGCAAGUCAGGCAUGGAUGCUGCUUUAGAUGACUUGGUAGACACUCUAGGGGAACCUGAAGAAACUAACAAAGAAGAUCCACAAUACACUGGACCAGUAGUUUUGGAUCCAAUGGAUUCUACCUACAUUGAGGCACUGGGUAUAAAAGAAGGGACAAUCCCUCCAGAGUACAGGAAACUUCUGGCUAAUAAGGAAGGGAUCACAGGACCCCCUUCAGACUCUGCUAAACCCAUGGGACCUGAUGAUGCUAUAGAUGCCUUGUCAUCUGACUUCACCUGUAGUUCUCCGACUGGAAAGCCAACUGAGAAAGAGAAAUCUACAGGGGACGUUUUCAAAGCUCAGUCUGCUGGAGUGACCAGAAGUGCUGUUCCUCCCCAGGAGAAGAAAAGGAAGGUGGAAGAGGGUGACAUGAGUGAUCAGGCCCUUCAGGCUCUGUCAGAUUCACUGGGCACCCGGCAGCCAGACCCUGAGGUCCACCUUAGCCAAGCUGAACAAGUCAAAGAGGCAAAAGCAAAAGAAGAAAGUCAGGAGAAGUGUGGUGAGGACGAAGACACAGUUCCCUCUGACUACAGGUUAAAGCCAGCUGUGGAUAAAGAUGGAAAACCACUACUGCCAAAGCCUGAGGAAAAGCCUAAGUGCCUGAGUGAAGCAGAGCUGGUUGGACAACUCUCAGAAGAUUUCGGCCGAUCGGCAUAUCAAGACAAACCAUCUACACCAGCUGAGAAAAUCGAAAAAUCUGAGGACACACCCCCAGCUCCUGUGGCUGAGGCUGUGCCUCGGGCCUCCAUGUGCAGUAUACAGUCAGCACCACCCAAAGCAGCAUCAUUGGGCAUGGUACCAGACGAUGCUGUAGAAACCUUGGCUGGAAGUCUGGGGGAAAGGGAAGCAAAUCCAGAAGAUGAAAAGCCUGUUAAGGAUAAAGUCAAGGAGAAAUCUAAAGAAGAAGACCGCGAAAAACUCGGUGAAAAAGAAGAAACAAUUCCUCCUGAUUAUAGACUAGAAGAGGUCAAGGAUAAGGAUGGAAAACCACUUCUGCCAAAAGAGCUCAAGGAACAACUUCCUCCAUUGAGUGAUGACUUCCUUCUUGAUGCAUUAUCUCAGGACUUUUCUGGUCCUGCAAACAUACCUUCUCUUGAAUUUGAAGAUGCCAAACUUUCCGCUGCCAUCUCUGAAGUCGUUUCCAAGACGCCUGCUCCUAACACCAGCGCAGCAGCCCCACCACCAGACACUGAGAACAGAGACAACGACCUCAAUGAUGCCUUGGAUGAACUCUCUGACAGUCUUGGGCAAAGACAGCCUGACCCAGAUGAGAACAAACCAGUAGAUGAUAAAGUGAAGGAAAAAAUUAAAGCGGAACAUAGAGAAAAACUGGGAGAAAGAGAGGACACCAUCCCACCUGACUAUAGGCAUCUUCUGGACGGUGAUGGGCAGGGUAAACCAGAGAAGCCACCUACAAAGAAAUCAAAGAAGCCUGAUCAUGACCAGGAUCCCAUUGAUUCCCUCUCGGAAGAUUUCGACAACUGCCCCUCAACUACAGAGACCUCACAGAAUACAGCAAAGGAGAAGAGCAAGAAGAUGGUUUCAAGUUCCAAAGCACCCAAGAAUGGAGUGAAAACAAAGGACUCCCCCAAGAAGUCAGAAGAAGCGUCCAUUCCAAAGACUGACAAAAAUGGAAGCUAAAGUUACACAUUUGGGUAUCUGAAUAGAAAUUCUUCAGCUGGUAGAUGGUGACUUUUGAAGAACAACGGCUUUGGUGACAAUUUUUCUGGGUGGUUUCUAGACAGGGCUAUUUGUUAUGUCAUUUGACGUCUAAACAUUGGUUUGUUGUUGUUUUCCAAAAAAGAAAAUGAAUUUGGUAUGCCUGUGUUACUGUAUUGAGUAUGGAUAAAGUUCAAAAAAUUUUAAUUGCCUUUAGGUGGGAGAAGAAAGCUUUAUAUUUGUAAGAAAUAUAUUUGAUAGUUUCUUAAAACAUACACCAAAAAAAAAAAAAACAAAAAACAAAAAAACCACAGAAAACCUUUGCAAACUUUUGCACAUGAUACAUACAGUGCCUGUAAAUCUCAUUAGUAUUUUUGGUUUGCACUUAAUUUUUUAGCAUUUGAAAAAUGAUGCACUCAUCUUUCAUCAGUAUUCUGAUUUCUUAUUACCUCUUUUCCUUUUGGGCUUUUGAACUGUAUUUGAUGUAUCUUUGGGUUAAUGUUGAUAAGUCAGAUAUAAAAUAUUGUACAUUGAGCACGUAACUCUUUUGGGGCUGCUAGUAAUAAAUUAAUGAUAAAUAACCUGGGCAAACCAGGGAACACCA
This is a messenger RNA of Phodopus roborovskii (desert hamster), 3110 nucleotides long. RefSeq names its product calpastatin (gene Cast). The coding region runs from base 110 to 2488 and encodes 792 amino acids. NCBI's taxonomy places the organism in Eukaryota, Metazoa, Chordata, Mammalia, Rodentia, Cricetidae. The transcript is spliced from 32 exons. The record is from RefSeq and is a predicted model, not a curated record. Gene Ontology annotation, cellular component: cytoplasm. Gene Ontology annotation, molecular function: calcium-dependent cysteine-type endopeptidase inhibitor activity.